UCAGGACCAAAAAACAAAAAAAAAAAAAAAAAUUUUACGGAAAGAGAGAAAAAAGAGUGGGUUUGGUAUUGGAUAUGGAUGCUGCGAGGGUGGCAGAGCUCAGGCACUUUAUUAGUCAGUGCAAGUCGAACCCUUCAAUUCUGCACAACCCUUGUCUUUCUUUCUUCAAGUCCUAUCUUCAGAGUUUGGGCGCUCGAAUCCCCCCGGACCCAGAAAAGGAGACAGUCAGAGACGACAUGGAAGAUACUAAGGAAUAUAUUGACUCCAAAAAACAUGAUUCACUGGGAGAAGAUGAUGCCAUUGUUGAGUCUGAUAUUGAGUUGGAUAAUACUGACAUCGUAGAGCCUGACAAUGAUCCUCCACAAAAGAUGGGGGAUCCAUCAGUCGCAGUUACUGAAGAGAAGCGAGAUGCCGCACAGGAAGCAAAAUCAAAGGCUAUAGAAGCCAUGUCUGAAGGUAAGUUGGAAGAAGCCAUUGAUGACAUAACAGAAGCAAUAAUGUUAAAUCCGACAUCAGCAAUAUUUUAUGCGACUAGAGCUAGUAUCUUUGUCAAACUAAAAAAACCAAAUGCGGCAAUUCGAGAUGCUAAUGCAGCUUUAGAGAUAAACCCUGACUCAGCAAAAGGGUACAAGACAAGAGGGAUCGCAAGGGCAAUGUUGGGUCAUUGGGAAGACGCAGCAAGUGAUUUGCAUGUAGCGUCCAAGUUGGAUUAUGACGAGGAGAUUGGUUUGGUGCUUAAAAAGGUUGGACCUAAUGCCCAGAAAAUUGAAGAGCAUCGCAGAAAAUAUAAACGUUUGCGAAAAGAAAGGGAGUUAAAAAAAGCUGAACGUGAGAGGCAAAGACAAUCUGAAGCCCAAGAACGUGAAGCGCUAUCUGCUCUGAAGGAAGGAGAAGUUAUUGGUAUCCACUCCACUAGUGAGCUCGACACAAAGUUAAAUGCUGCUUCAAGGACAUCUAGACUUGCAAUUCUCUAUUUCACGGCAACAUGGUGUGGUCCGUGUCGUAUCAUAUAUCCUUUGUAUGCCACCUUAGCUGGAAAGUACCCCAAAGUUGUUUUCUUGAAAGUUGACAUAGAUGAGGCCAGGGAUGUGGCUGCGUGCUGGAACAUCAGCAGCGUUCCGACCUUUUUCUUCAUAAGAAACGGUAAGGAGCUGGACAAGGUUGUGGGAGCUGACAAAAACGCACUUGAAAGGAAGAUUGCACAAUAUGCAGGAUCAACAUGAGCUGAACUUGAAUUUCCAUGUUUCACUUUUGGCUUGGCUUGCAAUUCAUGUGAGGAUAUACAAAUCAAAGAAUAAAUGUGUUGCUAGACAUUUUGUAAAGUGACUUGCUCAAGUUGUCAAAACAUGACAAACUUCUGUACAUGUUAAGUGGUGAUAAUGUUCUGCUUUUGAGUGAGUUGGAGAAGUGCCGUGUGCAAACAUUGUGUUGUUCCUGUUUGAUGUCUAGUUCACAACAGAUGGAGAUCCUGCCUUCUUAGCGAAAUGGGGAAGUGUCAGCCUUGUUUCUAGCGACGAUAGAGGCUAAACAGAGUUCUUUAGACAGAAAAAGUUGAUUUUUUUUUAA
Molecule: messenger RNA, 1566 nt
Organism: Morus notabilis
Lineage: Eukaryota; Viridiplantae; Streptophyta; Magnoliopsida; Rosales; Moraceae
Product: TPR repeat-containing thioredoxin TDX
Exons: 10
Coding region: 75-1223 (382 amino acids)
Molecular function (GO): protein dimerization activity; Hsp70 protein binding
Source: RefSeq, a predicted model, not a curated record